CUUAGAUCGCCGCUUGACUUUGAAUUACAUCGGUGAUGAUGUUGCGUGUUUGCUGGAUGAUGUUUGGGGCACCCGUAUUGGCUGCUGCUUUCCGCGCUGACAUCAUGAGCGACACCAACAGCAGUGGUGGCGAUGAAAUGUGCUGCUGUUACAAGGAGAAACAGGCCUACCGCAACAUCUGCGUGAAAGAUGGCAUGGCUUAUUGGCCCCAUAGGGGUGAAGACAAAGAUAAGAUCGACUAUUACAAUUUCACCUAUGAGUUCUUGACCUAUUGGGAACUCUUCAACCAGAAGUCGCCAUUGAAUCGCCGCUUGUACUUGACACUGACGCCGUUGACCUCUGUGGACACCACGAGCUCCCCUGAGAAGUUGAAGCUGUGGGGCUUUUGGUACAGAAAGCUACCGGACGAUCAGAAGUAUGUGAAAGCCAACGACCUCUUCAGCGCGGGACAACGGGAUAACUAUGAGAUCCCAGAACCCAUGGAGAAUGGCCACCCCAUUUGGAGUCGCUGUGGCGGACCUGAGCUGGAGCCCAUGACCCUCUACACGCUUGCAGACGGGGAAGAUACGAAGCCAGCCCCAAGCGAAUGUUUGAAGAAGGAGACCUUGAAGAAAAACUUUGCUGGACUACGUGUUUGUCCGGAGAAGAUGACCAGAUUUUUUUGUGACUGCAAAAAUCAGUGCUAAGCCACAGCCAAAACCUGCGGCUCCGAAAAGUCCGG
This is a messenger RNA of Cladocopium goreaui, 721 nucleotides long. NCBI's taxonomy places the organism in Eukaryota, Dinophyceae, Suessiales, Symbiodiniaceae. The record is from the annotation of a GenBank genome assembly.